AUGGAGAAAGAUAAAGUGGAUUACCCCACUGUGGAGAAAGAUGUUGCUCUCGGCGAGACUCACGAUAUUGGUGCCAAUCUGUUCCUCGAGGCUGAACAGCUCUCGGCCGAAGAGCUAGAGACUGAGGGGGCCAAGGUUCUUCGCAUUCUCGACUGGAGGAUUAUGCCAAUACUCUACGUCACAUACGUUAUUCAAUUCCUCGACAAACUAUCCCUCAACUAUGCCUCAGCCUACUCUCUAAUCCCAGACCUGGGCCUAGAAGGCCAGCGAUACUCAUGGGUCGCAGCAAUCUUCAACUUUGGCUAUCUAUUCUGGGCCCUACCAGCCAACCUAUUAAUCCAGCGAUUACCGGUCGCAAAGUAUAUGGGUGGUAUGCUUCUCAUCUGGAGUGUCCUCGUUAUCGCGCACAUCGGUGCGAAGAAUUAUGCCGGAAUCCUUGUAUUGAGAUUCUUAUUGGGCAUGGCUGAAGCUGGUGUUAGUCCUUGUAUGAUGAAUCUAACGUCCAUGUUCUACAAACGCUCAGAACAACCACUCCGCAUGGCCAUCUGGCUCAGCGCAAAUGGAAUGGCCACAAUGGUCGGCGCCCUAUUAGGAUUCGGCCUGGGUCAUUCCGAUAGUACCACCUUGCACAGCUGGCAACUUAUUUUCCUGACUAUUGGACUGAUGAAUUUUGCCACUGCCUGUGUUUUCCUCUGGCUUAUGCCUGACUCGCCCAGUUCUGCGCGCUUCCUUUCGCAUCAUCAGCGUGUUAUAGCCGUGCAACGUGUCGCUGAGAAUAUGAUUGGUGUCAAGACUAAGGAGAUCAAGCCUAGACAGGCACUGGAGAACCUCUAUGAUGUAAAGGUUCUUUGCUGUGCUGGGAUUGGUAUUGCGUGUGGUGUUAUUAAUGGUGGUGUUUCGAACUUUGCGUCUGCUCUUAUCAAGGGCUUUGGGUUUGAUGGGAUUUAUGCUACGUUGCUUCAGUUGCCGACUGGUGCUUUUGAAGCUGCUAUCGUUCCCAUUUGUGGUAUCGUUGCUACAUAUGUUAAGGACUCGCGAUGUAUUGUUCUUGCUGUCGUGUCUCUUAUUCCUUUUGCUGGUUUACUGGGUAUCAGAUUUACUGACAUUGACCAUCGCUGGACUCUUGUUGGAUGUACUUGGCUGCAGUAUAUUGUUGGAGCUCCGGUCAUUGUUUGUUGGAACAUUCUUGCUACCAAUGUUGCUGGGCAUACAAAGCGUGCUGUGGCUAAUGGCCUUUGGUUCACGGUUUAUGCUGCCGGUAAUGUUGCUGGUGCUAAUAUCUUCUUUGCUCGCGAGGCUCCAAGAUACUAUUCGGCUCUUGCGGGGCUACUUAUCUGCUAUGCCGGUAUCAUUGUGUUAUCCGCGGUGGCAUACGUGUCUAUGAGAUGGGAGAAUGCGCGAAGAGAUGCAGCGGUCGAUACGGCUACAUUUGAGGGUGAUGUUGCCUCACAGGCUAUCCUGGAUGGAUUCAAGGACAUGACUGACAAGGAGUCAAAACAUUUCCGGUAUGCACUUUAA
This is a messenger RNA of Penicillium antarcticum, 1518 nucleotides long. RefSeq names its product putative MFS allantoate transporter. Gene Ontology annotation, biological process: transmembrane transport. Bases 1 to 1518 code for a protein of 505 amino acids. Gene Ontology annotation, cellular component: membrane. Gene Ontology annotation, molecular function: transmembrane transporter activity. The record is from RefSeq and is a predicted model, not a curated record. The transcript is spliced from 4 exons. Lineage: Eukaryota; Fungi; Ascomycota; Eurotiomycetes; Eurotiales; Aspergillaceae.